Molecule: messenger RNA, 1299 nt
Organism: Colletotrichum godetiae
Lineage: Eukaryota; Fungi; Ascomycota; Sordariomycetes; Glomerellales; Glomerellaceae
Product: DNA glycosylase
Exons: 3
Coding region: 1-1299 (432 amino acids)
Biological process (GO): nucleotide-excision repair; base-excision repair; base-excision repair, AP site formation
Cellular component (GO): nucleus
Molecular function (GO): DNA-(apurinic or apyrimidinic site) endonuclease activity; oxidized pyrimidine nucleobase lesion DNA N-glycosylase activity; DNA binding
Source: RefSeq, a predicted model, not a curated record
AUGAAGACCUCGAAAUUGGCAAAAGAGACAUCAGCCCUCCUCAACAAGAUGGCCCGUCCGUCAGCGUCGUCGCCAGCGACAGCAUCAUCGUCACCACAGCACGAGCAGCCGUCACAAACCCGCCGUACGACGCGGUCUUCGCUUGCACGGUUCGCGUAUACUUCAACCUCCACGACAGAUUCCAAAUCGACAGCCACGGAAGCCGCGCUCCACGAUAUAGUCCUGGGCGUCGCCGACAUUGAAGACACGGUUCCGAACCCGCGGAGCAGGAAACGGAGGCGACUUGUCAAAGAGGAGGGGCAGGAAAGAAUCGACCAGAAUACUGCCACCGCAGCAGCGACAUCACCAUCACCAGCCAAAAUCAAGACCGAACCCAUCGAACCCUCAACACCAUCCCAACCACCCCCUCCAAAAGCCCGCAAAACCCGCAAACCAGCCCGCACAAUCCGCGGCUCGUCCCCCUCCUCUUCCACAAUCCAAAUCGAACCGCCCAGCUCCUGGCUCGAAAUCUACAACACGGUUCUCAAAAUGCGCCUCCACGGCCCCGCGCGCAACGCCGCGGUAGACACAAUGGGCUGCGAGCGCCUCUUCCACCCCGACGCCUCGGAGCGCGACCGGCGCUUCCAUAUUCUGAUUGCGCUCAUGCUGUCAAGCCAGACCAAAGAUACCGUCAACGCGGUGGCGAUGAAGAGGUUGAUGACGGAGUUGCCUUCCUACAAAGAGGGCGCGGAGGCGGGGCUGUGUCUGGAGAAUGUAUUGGCUGUGGAGCCUGCGUUGUUGAAUGAGUUGAUCUGGGCGGUGGGGUUUCAUAACAAUAAGACAAAAUUCAUCAAAGCGACAGCCAUCAUCCUCCGCGACAAAUUCAACAGCGACAUCCCCGACACAAUCGAAGGCCUCACCUCCCUGCCUGGCGUAGGACCUAAAAUGGCCUACCUCUGCCUAUCCGCAGCAUGGGACCGCACCGAGGGCAUCGGCGUGGACGUGCACGUGCACCGCAUCACGAACCUCUGGGGCUGGCACAAGACGACGCAGCCCGAGGCGACGCGGCACGCGCUGCAGAGCUGGCUUCCCAAGGAUAAAUGGCGCGAGAUCAACUGGUUACUCGUCGGGCUUGGGCAGACGGUCUGCCUUCCUGUCGGGCGUAAGUGCGGUGAUUGCGAGCUUGGGCUAGAGGGGUUGUGUAAGGCGGUUGAUAGGAAGAAGGUUAAUGAAGCGCGUAAGAUGAAAGAGGUCAAGGUUGAGGACAUGCAUUUGUCAAAAAGGAGGAAGAUGGGAUUGGACGUUGAUGAAAAUGAGUAA